CAUCCCAUAGCCAGCCCUCCCUCCCUCCCCUCCUUCCUUCUAACUAUGGUUGACUACAGUGUCACGUUAUUGUUGAUCUCUUGGAUUGACAAUUUGUUUUUUUUUUUUUUUUUAAUUUUAAUUUUUUUGCAGUUUUGAAGGUUUAGUGCAAUUGGAUUGCAUUGCGUAUGUUCUGCAUUCUAGGUCCUCUUUUGUCUGCGCCGUAGGUGCAAUCGAGAGUUGAGUGGGAACAGAGACCGAGAGAGAAUGUGUGUAUGUGUGUGUGUGUGUGUGUGUUUGUAAGAGAGAGAGAGAGAGAGAGAGAGAGAGAGAGAGCGAGAGAGAGAGAGAGGGAGGGAGGGUAAGUGAUCGUCGCAAGUUGGGUUGGAGAAUUUUUCAUGAUUUCGGAGAAUCUUGUAAUGUCGGGAGACUUUGUAUUGUUAGUGAAAACGAGGCUGUCAGACAAGGGCAGGUUGCUGAGAAUUGCGUUUGGUGAGGAGGUCUGAUUGAAGCAAGAAGGAGCGGGAUGUCCGAAGGACAAGAAGGAAUAGGGUUUUAGUUCGCUUAGUGAAGGCAGUUUGGAUUUAGCGAUGGCACAUUUGUUGGCAGAUCACUCGACGGGGGGGUUACAAUGCCUCUGCAAGAGAGCCACCUUCGUUCUGUGCACUGCGAAUAUUUUGGUGGGGCUCUUCAUGUUGCAAGCUGCUCUGAUUCCCAUCCACCAUGAUUCGUCUUCGUCCUCCGUCGCUCCCCGUGCCGACGACGUUUCUCCCAAAGGAAUCGAAGUGAUGCAAACGCGUCCUACGGCGGAAGAGUUGGAGCGGAUUGAGACUUCCAAUCGAUUGCGGCGCGAAUUGCUUCCGGUUCAACUGAUAGAACGGGUGAAAGAGAUUCAAAAAGAGACAGUGUCGGACAUUAACAGGUCCAGGUUAAAAAAUUUGGCAAGGCAGAAGGUAGCACUGGAGCUUGCUCAACGGCUGCGUGAUCUUAAGCGCAAUAACCAUCAAUACAUCCUACUAGGAGCACUUCAGGGAUGGAAUACGACAAAUCUGGAGAAGACAAACAGUGUGACUGAAGCUACCGGGGGUUCGAAUCAUAAACUGAGAAUACCAACUUCUGAUUACUCGAACAUUGAGGAUAACACUAAUUUUGUGCUGUAUUAUGCAGCUCUUAACAUGAGUUUAGUGGCUUUUGAGCUCAUUAAUCUGACUAAUCAUAAAAUGCUGGGCGUGGCAGGCGGUGAGGAGAAGGCAGUGGACCCUAAGGUUGCUAUUCUUAACGAAUGACCAUCAAACGAGCUGAAAUUUAGUAGCGGGCAGCCCACUGGGGAAGUUGACGUGUAUAAAAUAGUUUGAUUCGCUGAUUUCAUCUCAAAGUUUUUUACGCGUCCACCACCAUCACUAACCCUGAUGAAUUCCAACAUUCUAAGUCAUAGAUAUGUCAUAGUCUUCAAAGUAAAACCAGUUUGCUACCUUAAACGAUUAUUUCAUUUCACUGAAGCUAGACUAGAGGUGAAUCGGUCUCUGAGGACCAUGGUGCAGCCUACCAAUUUUGACGGCAUAACCAUGUUUCAUUGAAUGAAGUCUUUCCUUACCUAUGAUUAUUGGAAAAUCAUCACCAAAUUAUUAUUUUUGUAAUAAAAUCAGUGACCUUCUGUGGCACAGCUGAUGAAUCUAGCUAUCAAUCCGACAGCUUUAUUCUGGA
Messenger RNA from Physcomitrium patens, 1683 nucleotides. RefSeq lists its product as uncharacterized. The record is from RefSeq and is a predicted model, not a curated record. Lineage: Eukaryota; Viridiplantae; Streptophyta; Bryopsida; Funariales; Funariaceae.